GUGUGAAAGUUAACUGGUUAAGUAGCUACACUUACGUCGUAUUUUUGAGAAUUUUGUAUGCGCCCGACGGGCACCUGUAGUUUCGCCAUUUCCUCCAUACACAGGAAGUGUGAGGUGGCUGGGUAACGCUAUCAAAAUGUCUGCCAUAUUCAAUUUCCAGAGUUUACUCACUGUUAUCUUGCUGCUUAUCUGCACAUGUGCAUACAUAAGAGCCCUAGCACCAAGUCUGCUUGAUAAGAACAAAACAGGGUUUCUUGGGAUAUUCUGGAAAUGUGCAAGAAUAGGUGAACGGAAAAGUCCUUAUGUGGCCUGUUGCUGUAUCAUCAUGGCUGUCACCAUUUUAUUUUCACAGUAGCUGCAGUCUAAAUAAAAAAAGUCUCCACACCAGCACAUUUGUAACUUGUCAGUUGUUUUUAGAUUGACUGUCCUCUUUAGCACAAUAUUUGUGCAAGUUCAUAUAAAAUGCAUGUUCCCCUGCUACCAUGGUAAAAAGAAAAAAAAAGAAAGUGAUUCAUUAAUGUUUAUACCUAAUUGCUAAUGUGGAAUGUGUGGAAUUUUAUGAAGAUGUUCAUGUGCCUCUCACUGUUCUGGUAAAUGUGCUCUUGUUCAGCUCUAUCACACACAGUAAAUAUUAUUACAAAACCAAAAUCUACUCAUCUGAAACUUAGAAGUGAAGAAAUAAUCAGUGUUGUUUCCGGGAAUUGAAUAUUGAUUAAAAGUUUGUUUCAUGGUGAGUGUGAAAAAAGAAUAUGUGUAGAAAGAAAAAAUAAAUUCUGCCAUCCUU
Hemibagrus wyckioides is the source of this 784-nucleotide messenger RNA. It is a transcript of the gene tmem167a, whose product is annotated as transmembrane protein 167A. The transcript has 4 exons. Gene Ontology annotation, biological process: intracellular transport; protein secretion. Bases 137 to 355 code for a protein of 72 amino acids. The record is from RefSeq and is a predicted model, not a curated record. NCBI's taxonomy places the organism in Eukaryota, Metazoa, Chordata, Actinopteri, Siluriformes, Bagridae.